Molecule: messenger RNA, 10551 nt
Organism: Culex pipiens pallens (northern house mosquito)
Lineage: Eukaryota; Metazoa; Arthropoda; Insecta; Diptera; Culicidae
Gene: Hsepi
Product: D-glucuronyl C5-epimerase B
Exons: 4
Coding region: 452-2257 (601 amino acids)
Biological process (GO): heparan sulfate proteoglycan biosynthetic process
Cellular component (GO): Golgi apparatus
Molecular function (GO): heparosan-N-sulfate-glucuronate 5-epimerase activity
Source: RefSeq, a predicted model, not a curated record
AAAAACAACAACAGCAAAGUGAGCCGAGAAAGGUGUGAAACGUCAUCCGCAGGAUUUCAACUUCAACGCAAAGAACCUGCUGGCAGGAAAAAAGUUCCGAAAAAGUGGUCCAAAGGUGGUUCCAGUUCCGGUUUGGAUGAUUCCAGUUGUAUGAAGCAUGGUUCUACCGUGUGACGAUGCAAAAAAGUGCUAACUUUUAGAUUUUAUGGUAAAUUUUGAGUGAGAAAUUUGGCCCAGGAAGAAACUCCACUUCAAGGAAGGGAAGGUUUGUUUACAAGUGCCCUCUGGCACGGCACGGCGCUGGGGAAGGACACUAGCGGCAAAUCGAUUUUUGGUGCAGGUUUUCCUUCUGUGUGUGGCAAGCACAGUCGACGACGCAGAACGAUGAAGUUUGUGCGGAUGUUCCGGGUUUAAGGGGGUUCGGCGACCAGCAACGGAACGGCAGCUCUCGAUGACCACCCAUUCGACGGCCAGUCUGCUGCGGAACGGCCUCAACGGGCCAGCCCAUCAUCACAAAACAAGAUUCUUUCUUGUAAUGAUGCGCCUCAACCUAAAGUUUCUGCUGAUAUGCCUCUGCUUCGCCGUGUUCCUGAUCACGUUCACGCUGUGGACCAACUGCGGCGGGGAUCUGCCCUUUGCGCGGGGGCUCGUCCCCAAGUGGAGCAGCCACGCCCGUUACGAGAGUGGAGAGAAUCCGCUGGAACUGACCGAGGAGAUCGACUGCGUCAUAAACCAGGAGUAUACGAUCGGAUGUCGCAGGGAGGGCGACGAGGUUUAUUUGCCAUUUUCGUUCCUCAGCAAGUACUUUGAGGUUUACGGAUCGUUGAACACGGUGGAUGGGGCUAAGCGGUUCGACUGGGCGCACAGCUAUGGGAAGGUUAAUGCCCCGAAGGGCGGGUACGAUCCGAAGGGGAUCUUCAUGUACUUUGAGAACUACAACGUGGAAAUGCGCGAUCGGGUCAAGUGUAUUAGCGCGAUCGAGGGGGUGCCGAUUUCGACGCAGUGGGAAAGUCAGGGCUAUUUUUACGCCACGCAGAUUGCCCAGUUUGGGCUGUCGCAUUACAGUAAGAAUUUGACGGAGCCGGAACCGCGGCGGAAGAUUGUCGAGGAUGGCGACAAGGAGAUGGCCGAGUGGCGAGUUCCGAAGAACAGCUCGUUGAGCAGGGCGUUUGUGCGGGAGAAGGAAUCGACGGUGGUGCAUUUUUCCACUGGGAAGCAGUUUGACAGUGCGAUUACGCUGCCGAUGGACCACGUGUUGGAUCUGGUGCUGAGCGUAAACCUGCUGUUGAGGCCGAACUCGAGCUUCACCGUCACGUUGCAGAAUCGGGAAACGCAAAAGUUGUACAACGUAAUUUACAUCCUGGCGGAUCUCAUGAUGAGCGUUCAGGACGACAACAUUUACUACGGCAUUGGCCAGAACAGCACCUCGAACUGGCGGAGGUUAACGCGGGAUUUGUUUGUAGAUCUGCAGAAGGGUCUGCCGCAGUACAUCAACACCGAGAAGCGACGCAAGAUGCGGCGGACGGAGCUGAAAGUGGUGGAAAUUUCCUUCCUCGGCAACGGCAGCUUCGACAACUUAACCCUCGCGACCAGCGAACACAUUAGUCACUUUUACGACGCCGCCGAGUGGAUGAUCCGUCACCAGGACCAAAGCACCGGUGGUUGGCCAAUCCCAGUACGAAGAAAGCUCGGUCCCGGCUUCGGCGAACUCUCCCGCGGCUGGUACUCUGCGAUGUCCCAAGGGCACGCGAUUUCCCUGCUCGCCCGGGCCUACUUCCACUCCCGGGGAGACAAACGGUACCUGAAGGCGGCCCUGGACGGGCUCAAACUGUUCCGGAUACCGUCCUACCAGGGCGGCGUCCUGGCGACCUUCCUCGGCAAGUACGCCUGGUACGAGGAAUAUCCGACGACGCCGCCGUCGUUCGUGCUCAACGGGUUCAUCUACUCGCUGCUGGGGCUGUACGAUCUGAACUCGACGGCGCCGGCGAACCACUCGAACGAGGCGGCCGCCCUCUUUGAGCAGGGCAUGCUGUCGCUCAAGAAGAUGCUGCUACUGUUUGAUACCGGGUCCGGGACGAGCUACGACCUGAGGCACUUUACGUUGGGAAUCGCCCCCAAUCUGGCCCGCUGGGACUACCACGCGACCCACGUGAACCAGCUGCUGCUGCUGGCCACGAUCGACCCGGACCCGAUCAUAGCUCAGACGGCGGAACGGUGGAAAAACUACAUGCUCGGUAAGCGAGCCCAGCACAAUUAAUGGGAAGUAGUUUUUUUCCCUAUUUUUUCUGUUGUCGAAAUUCCAGCAACAAAAAAUGCAACACUGGCUCUUCCUCUUCCUCCUAAUGCCUUACACACACAUACACGAGCACACAUACAAACACACACUCACUUACGAGUGAACAAUGAGAGAAAAUUAGUAACGAGCGAAGUUAAGCUGAUUAAGUCAUUAAAAAAGACAACCACAACAUUUUGAGAAACAAAUUUGCAAAAAUAAAUUUCUUUUUUUUUGAAAAAGGAAUCAACACAAAAAACACACAACUUUUAACACAUUUGUAGCUAGUUGAUUGUUGUUUGAGCGGUGGAAAAAUACACAAACAAACUGCAAAAUGAUGGACCAUCGCAAAAAAAUAUAGCAGCAAGGUCGAAACAACAGUGUACUUGUAUCUUAACUUAAUACACACAAACACAUUAAAAAUAGUGGCCAGAAUAGUUAAAUUCAACGAUUUCACAACACUUAUCACGAAACACACAGCUAGAAAGAAGAUAAACACUGAAAGACACACGAAACUAACUUAUGGUACGUUCGUUUGAUGGCUAGUGCCACACUGAGUGCCGCACUCAGAGCUGUCAAAGUGUUUGUUUGAAGAAACUCGCGCUAGUUCCACACGAGUUUCGCCGCCAUCUUGGAACUGAAACUCUAGUGCCGCACUCGAUAUUUUUUCAGUUUCAUGCGAGUUCCAAGCGCACUGACAAAUGACGUUCGAUUGAACCAAAACUGACACCGACGAGUGCGGCACUCAGGGCCGCACCGGCUCUUCAAACGAACGUACCAUUAAUUUGUUCAGAUUUUUUUGAGUUUCUAGAAAGUUUAGAGUAGGUAGAGCGUCGUGCAACUGGAUUUAGGAUUAAACCUUUAAAUAUAAUACAAAGCGAGCUGUUGAAUGAAUGGAAUGGAGUGGAACGAAGUGAUGGUUUUAAAAUCGUGUAAAUAGAAGAAAAUAAUUUAACAAAGUAGGAUUACUGUUGUUGGUGAUCGCACGGAAAAGGGUUGUUGACGUUAGUAGCUGACGCAGGUUUUGAAAUAGUGCACCAGAUCGAAUCAGAGAGACUUACUUUCUUGCCGUUUGUUGGACAUGUUUUGCAUUAAGUUACUUCUCUUUGUAUAAUGUAUGAUAUAAAACCUAAGUCUGUUGUACAUUUUGUUAUGCUUUAAGCUAUUUAUUAUGUUAUUCUUGCGUCUAUCGAAUUAUAUUUAAGCAUAUCUCUAAGGUAUUAUUGAGUUCGUUUUCAAAUUCAAGAGCAAUUUGUAGCAACACGAAAGUAGCAUAUCAACAAUUCACAAAGUCACAAAUACACUCAUAUUGAUUUUUCAUUUGAAAUUCCGUACAGAAAAAAAUAUUGAGUAAAAAUAAUAAUAUGACCGUCACAAAUGCAUUCUAGCAAUCAGCAUUCGCAUGGAGAUGGCGAUCUUGGCGGGUUGCAGACUGGAUUUCGUCAUGUAUAUGUGAUAAUUGUCCAACCCUGAUUGCUUAGAAAUUGAUUAAAGGGAAUUAAAACCAAUUCUAUCAGAACAGGACAAGCAGCACCAAAUGUCAUCACAGAUACAUCCUAGCAAUAUUUUCAAAGUCAAAAGUUUGGAAGGGGCAACUCCGAAGAGAUGCGGUGAAUCUCGAGGUGUUCCGCUCUCUCCUCCGUUGUACCUCCGGAGUGAGGGUCUUGGUUACUUCCUGCUGAACGACGAGAACCAUACUAGGCAACGGGCUUCAUCUCUCUUUAAGAUGACAGUUUCUGACUACACAUGUCCCAAGGGCAAGCAAUUCUUGCAUUGGGUCACGUGGAAUCUGCUGUUCCGAUAGGCUAUCCAUUGGACGAUGACUGAACCCACUUUCUUCACUGCACUCAGCUCCUUGUAGCUGGUAUGCCUUUUGAGGAAGCUUGAUCGUGAGCAUUUCCAAAGCAUUCAGAUUGUAGUGUUCCUUAAGUGUCAAACCACAAUUAGGUUAUUCGCCAUGACGUCAUUUGACAGCUCGUGUGUACUGUUUACAUGGUCUUGGUAAAUUUUCGACGAUUUUCCCCGAACAAAAUCGACGAUCGCAUCGAACUGAGCCAAAUCCUAAGUCCAUGUAAACAGUGCACCCUUUUCUAACCUCCAAAUCGAGUUGGUGUAGAAUCUAAUUCGGUAUGUUUUGACAAGUUUGCAAACAAUGCUUCCCUACACACCACAGUUUCAAACUGGACUCUGUUUCUCUGCCUUCCGUACCGAUGGUUUUGGUUUCGACGUCUGAUGAAAUUCGCACGCUUGGGACAGCUGCGGUUCGUGGCUUCGUGGGCUCCAGAGCAGUUGGCACACCGCUCCGCUUCACCUCCCCUUGAGGUGACAGUUCCCGGUUCCAUGGCCCAGCUGCAAGCAGUUCCUGUACUGGGUCACGUUUGGUCGCUUGUUCCGGUAGGUCUCCCACCGGAUGUGAAAUGCUUUCAAUAAGCGCUUGAUUACACUCAGCUGCUUUAGGUUGGUGUACCCCUUGGGGAACGUGACAAUGCACCUUUACAGCAUCCGGGUUGUGCGAUUCCUUGAGGUUCUUUUUGACGUAUUCAGGUGAAUCCGUUGGAAGUCCUCUGACAACGAUGCGGAGUUCCCGCUCGCUUCGUUUCUCGUGGGUAAAGAACUCCACAUUGUUCGCAAUCAAGUAAACCCGCGCGGUUUCAAAACGGUCUUCGGAGAGGCACAGCAUUUUGAUUCCAAAUGGAGUGUUGGUUUAUAACUUGGCCGACAACAUUACACUCAACCCCCGGUGGUUGGUCACUUUUUCGUUUGACACUUUUUUAGUUUGUACCCCGUUGGUUGGUCAAAGUCAAACUAAAAAGUGACGAACUGUCACUUUUUACACGGCGCUUACGCACACUAUCAAAACAAACGUUUGGUAGUGUGUGUGAACUCCGUGUAAAAUGGGUGUCAAACUAAAACGUGACCCCGUUCGUUUGACAACAGUUGGUGUCAAACCAUCGGGGUUUGAGUGUACACUCCUCAGCUUGGAAAAGCUCGCAUUCUUUACACGCAGAAAAAAGAAUUAUCAAUUCGAUAAAUUUCUGACAUCAAUUCGAUAAAUAAAAUUAUCGGUUGGCAACCAAUAAUUUUGACAUAGGACUAUGUCUCUACUUACUAUAUUGGGGGGCCAGUUCAGAAAUUCGAUCCAAAGCGUCACAUUUGAGCGUUCAAAAAAAGGGGACAUUUCGAACGCUUAUAUCUUUUUUCCGUGUGAAUUAAUCCAGACGGUUGAACCACCAAUCGAAAGGGGAAGACUUCAGCUAUCGUUUAACUACAUAGGAAGUUUGACUAAACAUAGUUAAAGCACUUAAAACAUGCAAUCAAAAUGAGUAAUUUUUCAGUACAAAUCGGACAGAUGACCAAUCAGAGCGAGCGUAUGCAUUCGAGGCCGCGCCCCUUUUGUGCCGUUCUCCGGCUGUGCCGCUAUUUAAGCAGAAAAUUUUGCAAAAGAAAGUCACUUUUUAACGAGCACUCGAAUUGUGCACGUCGGGCCGGCGCGGAGCAGCAGCAGCCAAUAGAAGAAGAGGACCAGUAACCAUAAGGAAGAACCACUAGCAGCAGAAGGAGGAAAUUCGAGCGAAGCGGACCGGUGGAAGUCGCUAUGAUGCGGCGGUUCUCAUGAAAAAUGGCCAUUUCGACAGUGGUGGCCAAAACCUGGAGUGGCCGGUGCCCUCAAAGCAGGUUCCCCCGGGGCCCGGAGGGCCUUUUACAGAACCAUACGAGUUGUUGCAAUAUGGGUAUCAAAAUUCAUGGUUUUUGAUACUGAACAUGAAAAUUACCAUUUCGACAGUAGUGGCCACAACCUGGAGUGGCCGGUGAUCUCAAAGCAGGUUCCCACGGGGCCUGGGGGGACAUUUACAGAACCAUACGAGUUGUUGCAAUAUGGGUAUCGAAAUUCAUGGUUUUUGAUACUGUACAUGAAAAUUGACAUUUCGACAGCAGUGGCCACAACCUGGAGUGGCCGGUGCCCUCAGAGCAGGUUCCCCGAGGCCCGGAGGGCCUUUUACAGAACCAUACGAGUUGUGGCAAUAUGGGUAUCAAAAUUCAUGGUUUUUGAUACUGAACAUGAUAAUGGCCAUUUCGACAGUGGUGGCCAAAACCUGGAGUGGCCGCUGCCCUCAAAGAAGGUUCCCCCGGGGCCUGGGGGACAUUUACAGAACCAUACGAGUUGUUGCAAUAUGGGUAUCGAAAUUCAUGGUUUUUGAUACUGUACAUGAAAAUUGACAUUUCGACAGUAGUGGCCACAACCUGGAGUGGCCAGUGAUCUCAAAGCAGGUUCCCCCGAGGCCCGGAGGGCCUUUUACAGAAACAUACGAGUUGUGGCAAUAUGGGUAUCAAAAUUCAUGGUUUUUGAUACUGAACACGAGAAUUGACAUUUCGACCGUAGUGGCCAUAACCUAAAGUAGCCGGUGCCCUAAAAGCAGGUUCCUCUUGGGCCCAGGGUAACAUUAACCGAAACAAACGAGUUGUUGCAAUAUGGGUAUCAAAAUUCAUUGUUUUGAUAUUUAACCUUCAAAUGGCCAUUUCGACAGUAGUGGCCACAACCUGGAGUUGCCGUACCCUCAUGGAUGGUUCACCUUGGGGGAACAUUUAGGACAAUUUUGCCGACAAAUCUAUGAAACAAAAUACAAUAAUCUUAUUCCAGAUUUCACUAGCAAUCCAAAAACUCAUUCAAAAUGUUUGGUCCUAUGUCUUUCGGUUAUGUCUCUGACAUACCAUCUUGAACUUUUUUUUAUCAAAUUUGAUAAGAUUUCUUAUCAAUUUGAUAAAUGUAAUUUAUCAAUUUGACAAAACAAUUAUCGAAAUGAAAAACGUCAUCGAGGGAACGUCAAAAGCAAAAUUUGUCAGAUCGAUAAAACUAUUUAUCAUUUUGAUAAAUCAUUUUAUUAAAACUAUAAAUGUUUUUAUCAAGAUGAAAAUUGUAUUUAUCGUUAUUACGCAGGUCGUUUUUUGUACUUCUGAAAAAUUGAACUCAAACAAUUUUUUUUUUGCUGAGAAAAAUUCAUUUAUUUACAUAAAUUUGUGUUUUUACCAUGUACAUUAUGUUAUUCCCAUCCUGCGCUGGUUCACCAACAAUCUCGCCUCUCCAGGCUGUGGGUCCACCUCCAUGGUGGACCAACUGGCUCGAACAUUCUUAGUGACCGAUUCUUCAACAAAUAGCAGCCAAGUGCUUCUGAGGUGUACCUCGGAUGAGAUUUAUCUGAAAAAAUGAAAAUAGAUAGAUUCCUCUGUCCUCUGUUGUUUUCUCUACCUCCGGUUCUAGUGCUAGCGGACUUGCCGUUGCGAAGUGACCAUCUUUACCUUAACUUUUGAGGUUCCCGGUUUCUACUGGAAGCCGCAACAGCAGGGAUAGCGCUGGUGGUGGCAUUCUCGGCUUUAUAUACUUCUUCCAGUACGCUUUUCGCUGGGUAGCUUCAGAGGAGACUGCGUUUUUGACUGACUCGACGCCGACAACGACGUCGAUUCGCCGCACGGUUUUCACAGGUUUCGAGGACAAACUCUCCGGAUACAGCGGCUUUGUAUCAAAACAGGUUCCACAUUUGUUUUGUUUAUGUUUCGAAUGACAGGAGAAAACGUGCACACGAAAAAUCAAGCUAUAAUUGAAUUUAUCAAACUAACAAUAAAAAUUAUCGUUUUGAUAUUAAAAAUUUAUCAACACGAUAAACCAAGGUUAUCAAAUCAAUAACUAAAAAUUAUUAAUGUUGAUAAUGUUAUUUAUCAAAUUGAUAAGGCUGAACUUUUCUGCGUGUACCACCAAAAAAAUGUGGUUUCUUGGCCACUGAACCGGUGGAUGCCUCCUUUCGCGGCUGGGUUACCACUGUUGUUCUCCAACAGCGAGUUGAACUUGUUGUUGUUUCGGAGCUGUUCCUCGUUGCCAUUUCCGACGACGGCUCCGUCGUCACUAGUCCCGCGUUCCGACAACGGGAAGAAAAGCGUGGUCGGAGGAACCUCCAUCCACAAGCACUUUGGCACAGCAACAGCACAGAAAAAACGCGACCACCACCUUUAACGGUCAAACGGGUUCUCGCACAAAGUGAUUUGUUGACAUUUUUCGGCACCCUCCGCAAACGUCAAACCAUAUAAAUUUGUUGCCAAAUCUUUUCCGGGAGAGUUCCGGCAGGAACUUUGUACUGGCUUGACGUUUCGGGAAGGUGCCGCAAAAUUUGGUUAUGUCACUGAUUGCAGAAAAAAAUAGGUUUUGUUUACUUAUUUCACUUUUUUUAUUUCCGUCAAUGACUGCUGAGAUCAAAAUGACAACUUUUAUUUGCAGUUGCCACUUCCAUCGUGUUUUCUACAAGAGUAGCAGAAAAUUACUCAGAAACAGCUGAAAAUUUGGCUAAGUUUUCUGCUGUUUAACCUAAAAAGUCGUUUAGAGUUAGUGAGAGCUAUUGAAAACUCUCCUCCCGAGGAUGAUUUUCACUUUUUCACCUGACACUCACACUUUAUUUUUACUAUAACAAAGAUGUUAGGGUGUUGGGGCACAACAGAUUUUUGUACGGAAUUUCAAAUGAAGAUUAAACAUUUAGAGAGCUUAUAACAACAAAAAUCUGCUGUAUAUAUAUAAAAAAAACACAUCAAAUACAAUAAAACAAGCACAGAAAAACCAACUAACAUUUAAAUUUUGUAAAGCCCAAAGUUGUGCAAGUGGGAAGAAUGACGGUCACAUAAAUUGUUAAAAAUGAACGAAAUCAGAAGCAGCAGACAGCGUACUGUACUAGGAAUCAGUCAAUAAUGGAGAGAACCAACCAUUCCGUUUUUGUUUCGUUCAAAAUUGACUGCCUAUUAUUUUUGAGAAUGUUUAUUCGUUACUUAAUCAAUGUAAAUUUAAACUUAUUUUUUUUUUGGUUUCAUUCGAAAUGGGGUUGUUAAACACUCUCGAUAAAUUAUUAAAAAUAAAACUAUAAAAGACUGUUGACACUGUACGAACUAGGUUUUGUAACUAAAAAGAGAAAAUAAAAAAAAAACCCAAAAAUAAUGCUUCGAAAAAGCAAAACUUAACUAAUUGGCUAGAAACAAUCACACACCCUGUGUAACAAGUUUGAGUUUGAAAGCUUAAGUUGCCCAGCGCUAAACGCUGCUCCUCCUUGGAACCGAACACGAAUUAACACACAUUUUAAAAGCGCGUAGUUUAAAUAAAAAGACAAUAAAAAUAAUGAACCAGGAAUGGGCGUGCGAAUAGGGAAGCAAGUUGUAGAAAUGUUAGUGAUUAUUCGGACUCAGACUACUCAAAACUCUCUCACUCACCUCUUUUGUUGUUGUUUGAGACACGAUUUGUAGAAGGCAGGGCGCUACUCCCGGUAGUAGCAGCAGCAGCAGGUUUAGCAAGCAAAAAGGCAUAAUCAAUUAUAUUGUACAAAAAAUGAUCGGAACUAAGUAGAUAAAUGUAAUUAACAGAAACUAACAAAAAAAAGUAAACGAAAUAUCCCGUUUCACUCUUGUCGAAUUUUGUCGAAUCAAACUUGGAAUAACGAUACAAACACACAGACACUCAUAAACAAAACACACGCACUCACUCACACAUACAGAGAGAAAGAAUAGAACAAAUUCUCAGCUAGACUCUCAGUAUGGUGAUUUACCAAAAACCACUUGACAAACCAUGUUCCUCCUAACUAAAUGAAAUAAAACAAAACCAAAACUAAACCAGAUUUGUAUAAGUUUUUGAAUAUUGCACACACAUCAGUCAGAAUGGCAGAGUUCCACUAAACUCGUUUCCCUUCCUCUCGUCUGGAGUGUGUACUAGCGCGUGUUUGCUCCUUUUAGGCACGGAAAGUUACAAGUAGUGUUCAAUAGCCUCAACCGAUUUUUAAACAAAACUGAACCUCCUUCAAAGCUAGUAUUAGUAAGCUCACCCACACACACUCAACCACAUCCAUUUGUUCUUUUCAAGCGUGUAAUGAAACAAGUUUAAUGAGAAGGGGUUUAGUUGAAGGUUUUUGAAAACGAAAGAAAGGUUUUAGCAGAAGAGAAAUAGAUUGUUAACUCACAAACUUAUUGCAAUAGAAGUACUAAAACUUGGUUGGACUCGGCUGAGAAGAUUUGACAAAAAGAUGGGGGAUUUAGAGUGAAAAUAUAGGACAGCUAAGCAAAAUAUCGACAAACAAAUGCACAGACAACAGCUCAGAGUAAAUCCAAAAAAUAUUUAAAAACACUGCACACACUUACACUAACUACACUCACUUACACACAAACAAACAAACAAAUACACAACAAAAAGUAUAAAACAAGUAUGUCAAUAAGAAAUGAAAUAAGACAAGUAAACGCAAAAUGGACUAUGAUUAAUAUUA